GUUGGCGAAGAGGAGGAGGAAAGAAGCCAAACGCCGGGCGGCAGCGAUUUGAAAUCUCCGGUUUCGUUCGCUGGCCGCGACAACGACUACACGCUAAGAAGAAAAAUGGAGAUUACGUUUUGGGCGUUUCGUCGUUGAGUCUGAGGUUUGAGGAAGAAAAACAAGAAAGAAGAGGAAGACAAAACAAGAAGAAGAUGAAGAAGUUGAUGAAGAUGGGGAGGAAGAAAAGCGGUCAUGUUCAUAGUGCUCCUUCAGACGACGACACCAUGUUUUCUCACGAUUCUAAACCCAAGAGGAUCUACCAACUCUGGCCCGGCAAUAACAAAUUCUAUUGCGGAGGGAGACUAGUGUUUGGUCCCGACGCAUCUUCGCUUCUCCUAACCACAGCUAUGAUUGGAGGUCCCGCUCUCACUUUCUGCAUCCGAAUGGCUUUUCUGAUCGGGAAAAGCUAUCCUUUGUUCCACUCUCUUGUAUUGAUGGGUGCACUUUUGCUCACUCUCUUGGAUUUCAUAUUUCUCUUCUUAACAUCUUCGAGAGACCCUGGGAUUAUCCCAAGGAACAAAGAAGCACCACAAUCAGAAGGGCUUGAUAUGAUGACUCAAUCCUUAGAGUGGGUAAACAACAAACUCGGUAAUAACACAAAGGUACCUCGAACCAAGGACAUACUGGUGAAUGGCUACACUGUCAAAGUCAAAUUCUGCGAUACUUGUUUGCUUUACCGUCCUCCUCGCGCCUCUCACUGCUCAGUCUGUAACAACUGUGUCCAAAGAUUUGAUCACCACUGUCCAUGGGUUGGCCAAUGCAUCGCUUUAAGAAACUAUCCCUACUUCAUCUGUUUCAUAACAACUUCAACACUCCUCUGCUUGUACGUCUUUGUCUUCUCAUGGGUCAGCAUGCUUGAGGUACACGGAAAGAUGUUGUUAAUGGUCAUCGCAGACGACUCGAUAUUUGUUGUUCUUAUCCUCUACUGCUUCGUCGUCGUCUGGUUUGUCGGUGGCCUCACUGUUUUCCACCUCUAUCUCAUCUGCACAAAUCAGACAACUUAUGAGAAUUUCCGUUACCGUUAUGACAAGAGAGAAAACCCUUACGCAAAGGGUUUCUUCAAGAACCUAUAUGAGUUGUUCUUUGCCAAAAUUCCACCUCCAACGAUCAACUUCAGAGACUGGGCUCCAGAGGAACCAGAUGCGGAGGUUGGAUCCAUCGCAUCUGAACUAGACCGAGCCUUUGGACCUCGAGGAGAUAAAUAUGAUAUGGAAAUGGAAAUUGGCGACUGCAAAACUAGCAAGGCCGGUUUGCGUCUCCAGACACUGGACAACAACAACAACAACAACAACAUAAUUGAAGAAAGUGUCAAGAAGAAAGGAUUAAGUGAAGAAACUGCAGGGAGCACCACCGCGUUUUGUAUCCCGGGGAUUCAAGAACCCGGGAAAAUAACAAGAAACUCCUCGAGCGUUGAUGUGAGAUCGAGAUAGGAUCAUAACAGAUUUUUUUGCGGAAUCUUUGCGCCUGUAAAAAAAUGCUUGAUUACUUGUGUAAACUCAUCUCUUAAUUCUU
This is a messenger RNA of Eutrema salsugineum, 1554 nucleotides long. RefSeq names its product probable protein S-acyltransferase 2. The coding region runs from base 195 to 1472 and encodes 425 amino acids. Gene Ontology annotation, biological process: protein targeting to membrane; peptidyl-L-cysteine S-palmitoylation. Lineage: Eukaryota; Viridiplantae; Streptophyta; Magnoliopsida; Brassicales; Brassicaceae. Gene Ontology annotation, cellular component: Golgi apparatus; endoplasmic reticulum. The record is from RefSeq and is a predicted model, not a curated record. Gene Ontology annotation, molecular function: protein-cysteine S-palmitoyltransferase activity. The transcript is spliced from 5 exons.